UCCAAAUUAUUCAAAAACCCUAGUCCUCGCACCACCUCCUCCUACCUUUCACAGCGCUCUCAGCCACAAUCUCCCCAGCGCUUCAUUUCGCCGCCGCUGCGCCGCCGUCAUUUGCUCGCGUGUUAUUCUUGCCGGAAUCCGACGAAAUGCCCUCUCCCAUCACCCCGGCCCAAACCUCCGCCGCCAAUUUCCAUCUCUCCACCACCUCCAAUCCCAUCAUCACUACAUCCACCGGCAUUCCCAUUACAACGUCUAUUAUUACGAUCAUCGCAUAUUUCUGAAGAUAAAAUUACCCCUUUAUUCCUUCAAAAAAUAUAUAUAAUAAUUCCAGAAAGUCUGCCGGUUUUUUGCUUAUUUUAUCAGUCAAUUUGUGGGAUUUCUCUACCUUGUUGAGAUGUCAACUGUUUACCAACAAUUGCCAGCCUUAAAGAGCCUGAGGGACUCAUCUCCAUUCAAUUUGCCUCGUCCCAUUAUCUAUAAAAGGAGGAAUGCAAGGUGGAGGUCUCCUGAAGCAGCUGUUAUUUCUAGUUUUCAUCUCCCAAUGCGCAGUUUUGAAGUUAAGAAUAGGACUUUUGCUGAGGAUAUUAAGUCUCUGAGACUGAUUACAGCCAUUAAAACACCAUAUCUACCAGAUGGCAGGUUUGACCUCGAGGCUUAUGACUCCUUAGUGAACAUGCAAAUUGAAAAUGGAGUUGAGGGUGUGAUUGUUGGUGGGACUACUGGCGAAGGUCAAUUAAUGAGCUGGGAUGAACAUAUUAUGCUUAUUGGUCACACAGUUAACUGCUUUGGUGGGUCAAUCAAAGUCAUAGGAAACACUGGGAGCAACUCUACAAGGGAAGCCAUCCAUGCCACAGAACAAGGUUUUGCUGUUGGCAUGCAUGCAGCUCUUCACAUUAAUCCUUACUAUGGUAAAACUUCCAUAGAGGGCAUGAUAUCUCACUUUGAUAGUGUACUUCCUAUGGGCCCUACAAUCAUAUACAAUGUGCCAUCCCGUACUGGCCAAGAUAUUCCACCAUCGGUGAUUUUUGCUGCUGCAGAGAGCCCUAACCUGGCAGGUGUCAAAGAAUGUGUUGGAAAUGAUAGGGUUGAACACUAUACAAGUAAGGGGAUUGUCGUCUGGAGUGGCAAUGAUGAUCAGUGCCAUGAUUCUAGGUGGGAUCAUGAUGCCACAGGUGUGAUUUCUGUUACCAGCAACCUGGUUCCUGGUCUAAUGAGAGAACUCAUGUUUGCUGGGAAGAACCCGGCUCUAAAUUCAAAGCUUAUGCCUCUCAUUGAAUGGCUUUUUAAGGAACCAAACCCCAUUGGUUUGAACACUGCUCUUGCUCAGCUUGGUGUUGUGAGACCAGUUUUUCGCUUGCCAUAUCUCCCUCUUCCUUUGUCAGAAAGGCUGGAGUUCGUGAAUAUGGUGAAAGAGAUUGGACGGCAACAUUUUGUGGGGGAGAGAGAUGUUCAGGCUUUAGAUGAUGACGACUUCAUUUUGGUGGGGCGAUAUUAGCUGGUAGUAUCAAGAUUUGGAUUUUGGUUUUGCUCUUCGUUUGUGCCUGUACGUUGUUCCUCUGUGUAUUUCCUGCUAGAUUUUAAUGGCAAGUUUGGAAUUUUCUUUCCUUUUUUUGGGUUUUGGUAUAAAUUAAUUGCCAGCAUUGCACUCGAAAAUGUGUCCAAAAGCUGAAGGCAGAACUAUGUACAAGAGAACCAUUUCCUUCAAUAACCACCAAAUUACCUUGCCA
Molecule: messenger RNA, 1727 nt
Organism: Coffea eugenioides
Lineage: Eukaryota; Viridiplantae; Streptophyta; Magnoliopsida; Gentianales; Rubiaceae
Product: 4-hydroxy-tetrahydrodipicolinate synthase, chloroplastic-like
Exons: 3
Coding region: 395-1495 (366 amino acids)
Molecular function (GO): 4-hydroxy-tetrahydrodipicolinate synthase activity
Source: RefSeq, a predicted model, not a curated record